AUGCCAGCCAAGGGCCUUUUCAGCUCGCUAAAGGGCAUCGAUGCCUUUGGCAAGACCACGGAGGAUGUGAAGGUCAAGACACGCACGGGCGCACUCUUGACCCUUGUAUCAGCUGCGAUCAUCCUAUCCUUUACAAUGAUCGAGUUCUUUGACUACCGCAGGGUGAUUGUCGAUACAUCCAUCGUAGUGGAUCGAAGUAGGGGCGAGCGAUUAACAGUAAAUAUGAAUGUCAGCUUUCCGAGGGUACCAUGUUACCUGCUCAGCCUUGACGUAAUGGAUGUCAGCGGUGAUCUGCAGACUGACAUCUCGCACAAUAUUCUCAAGACGCGACUGACAUCCGCGGGCGUACCCGUGCCGAACGCCCAGAGCAGCGAGCUCCGCAACGACAUCGAUAAGAUGAACGAGCAGCGCGGCGCAGACUACUGCGGCUCGUGUUACGGCGGUACACCGCCCGAAAACGGAUGCUGUAACUCGUGUGAUGAUGUGCGCAAGGCGUACACCGACCGAGGAUGGAGCUUCAACCGUCCGGACUCAAUUGAGCAGUGUGUAAACGAAGGCUGGUCGGACAAGCUGAAAGAGCAGGCGAGCGAGGGUUGCAACAUCUCCGGGCGCGUCCGCGUGAAUAAGGUCGUCGGGAACAUCCACCUCUCGCCGGGGCGCUCGUUCCGCGCGUCGAACAACGACAUCUACGACCUCGUGCCGUACCUCCGCGAUGAUGGGAACCGGCACGACUUCAGUCACACGAUCCACAAGCUCGCGUUCGAGGGUGAUGAGGAAAGCGAUGUGUUCAAGGCGAAGCCCGGCCGGGAGAUGAGGCGCCGGAUGGGCAUCACCGAGAAUCCACUGGACGGAGCCAUUGCAAGGACGUCGAAGCAGGCAUACGCAUUCCAGUACUUCUUGAAGGUGGUGUCGACAAAAUUCUACACGCUGGAUGGGAAAUCUUUAAACACGAACCAGUACAGUUCCACUCAAUUUGAACGGGACCUUUCUAAGGGACGACGAGAAGAAAACAAUGACGGCGUCCAUGUUUCACAUUCGACUCCCGGAGUUCCCGGCGCAUUCUUCAAUUACGAUGUGUCCCCCAUCCUGAUUGUGCACACCGAGACACGGCAAUCCUUUGCACACUUCCUCACAUCGACAUGCGCCAUCGUAGGUGGUGUACUGACCGUUGCCGCGCUGAUCGACAGCAUGCUCUUUGCCGCAAGCAGAUCGCUUAAGAGACAUGCUGGCAGUGUCCCCUCAAGUCUUGCAUACGCGAAUGGCAAGCUCAUGUAG
Molecule: messenger RNA, 1275 nt
Organism: Sparassis crispa
Lineage: Eukaryota; Fungi; Basidiomycota; Agaricomycetes; Polyporales; Sparassidaceae
Exons: 9
Coding region: 1-1275 (424 amino acids)
Biological process (GO): retrograde vesicle-mediated transport, Golgi to endoplasmic reticulum; endoplasmic reticulum to Golgi vesicle-mediated transport
Cellular component (GO): COPII-coated ER to Golgi transport vesicle; Golgi membrane; endoplasmic reticulum membrane
Source: RefSeq, a predicted model, not a curated record